This is a messenger RNA of Aspergillus saccharolyticus JOP 1030-1, 1023 nucleotides long. It is a transcript of the gene his3, whose product is annotated as imidazoleglycerol-phosphate dehydratase HIS3. Gene Ontology annotation, molecular function: imidazoleglycerol-phosphate dehydratase activity. Gene Ontology annotation, biological process: L-histidine biosynthetic process. The coding region runs from base 200 to 934 and encodes 244 amino acids. The transcript is spliced from 2 exons. The record is from RefSeq and is a predicted model, not a curated record. Lineage: Eukaryota; Fungi; Ascomycota; Eurotiomycetes; Eurotiales; Aspergillaceae.
CCGCGAAUUUCUUCUGUUUGAUAUCGAAUCACAGACCCUCGAUUUCAUACUCCACUGCGAACAACAACUGCCUUCAAUCGCAAUCAAUCCCCCAAGUUUUAGAUACUCCGCAGUACAGUGAUUGACUAGAUCCUCUACUUUCCGAGACAAAGCAGACUAUCCGACUCCGAGCGAACCUCACUCUUCAAAACCAUACACCAUGUCUCUCCCCGCCCGCACCGCAUCCAUCUCCCGCAACACGAACGAGACCAAGAUCCAGGUCUCGCUGUCGCUUGACGGCGGUGUUCUGCCCCCCUACGAGCCUAGCCAACAUUUCCUCGCGCCGACGGACCCUCAGGAAGCCGAAGCCGCGAAGAAGGGCAUUGUCCCGCCCAAGGAUGCCGCACACGCCACCCAAUUCACCCCGACGCAACAGAUCACCGUGAGCACGGGCAUUGGAUUCCUAGAUCACAUGCUGCAUGCGCUGGCAAAGCACUCAGGCUGGAGCUUGGCCGUUCGCGCCAAGGGGGAUCUAUACAUCGAUGACCACCACACCACUGAAGACACAUUCCUUGCCGUCGGAGCGGCUUUCACCGAGGCCUUGGGUGCCAGACAGUCUCUUGCACGGUUCGGUCGUGGUGACGCCCCUCUGGACGAGGCGUUGUCCUGGGCUGUGAUCGAUCUCUCCAGCCGGCCGUGGGCGGUCAUCAAUUUGGGAUUCCGUCGGGAAAAAAUCGGGGAUUUGAGCACGGAAAUGAUCACACACGGUCUGCAGAGCUUCGCUCAGGCGGCCGGCGUGACGCUGCACGUGGGUUGCACGUAUGGCGAUAAUGACCAUCACCGGGCGGAGAGUGCGUUCAAGGCGUUGGCUGUGGCGAUCCGGACGGCUUGCACCAGACGGGUUGCAGGCGAGGUGGGCGCAGGAGAUGUCGUCAGCACCAAGGGAGUUUUGUAGAUAUUGGUUGAAUUGUAGUAGGCAAGGACAUGUAUGCCACUUUCUGGAGUUGAGGCAUGGAUCCAUUACCCCUGCAACUUAUGCGUAAG